AUGCACCUCCGCGAUCUAUCCCUUCUCAAGGGGGUCGAACUCCUGGAUUCCCAGAAUAAAACACUUCAAGAUCAGUCCAUUUUUGAAGUUAUCGACCCAGCGACAUUGAGCCCGAUUGCUCAUGUGGCUGAUCAAGAUGCUGCUUAUUGUACCGCAGUUGUGGCCGAGGCCGUGAAGGCAGCAGCCGAGUUGCGAGCGAUGACAGGCAGAAUGAAAGCAGCAUUAUUACAAAGAUGGUUUGAAUUGAUGAAUGAUGCAGCUGAUGAUCUCUGUCGCAUCAUCACUCGCGAAAAUGGCAAACCGCUAGCAGAAGCGCAAGGGGAAGUAAAAUAUGCCUCCGAAUUUCUUUGGCGGUUUGCCGGUGAAGCCCAACGCCUCAACGGCCAGGUCAUUUCCAGCUCUAAUGCUGGCCAUCGUGUUGUCACCAUCAAGCAGCCUAUCGGAGUUGCUGGCCUAGUGACACCUUGGAACUUUCCUGCUGCAAUGGUAACGAGGAAGGUCGGAGCCGCGUUGGCUGCAGGCUGUCCUUGUGUCCUGAAGCCAGCCGCUGAGACACCAUUGACGGCAAUAGCCCUGGCAGAGUUGGCGCGGCGUGCUGGGUUCCCCAAAGGGUCUUUCAGCGUUGUGACUACUAUGGCUCAUACAAUUGAAGUCGGAAAGGUUUUAACGCAGCAUCCCGAUAUCCGCAAGUUCUCGUUCACUGGUUCCACUGCCGUGGGGAAGCUUCUUGCAGCCCAAUGUACAUCCACCGUGAAACGGACCAGCAUGGAACUUGGGGGAAAUGCGCCAUUCCUUGUGUUUGAUGACGCUGAGCCCAAUUUUGAGAAGGUUGUUGAAGGGAUAAUGCAAAGUAAAUUCCGUCUGUCGGGUCAAACAUGUGUCUGUGCAAACAGGGUAUAUGUGCAGGCAGGUAUUCAUGAUCGUCUCGUUCAGGCCUUGCAGGAUCGAGUCAAGGCCUUAGUCGUUGGCCCUGGUGAGGAUCCAAAAACAACUAUGGGCCCUCUGAUUUCCGGAAAAGCGGUUGGUAAGGUUCUGGCUCAUGUUCAAGAUGCUUGUAUGAACGGUGCCACUGUUCUUGUUGGAGGACAGCGGCCGAAAGGCCUCUCUGAAAGUUUCUGUGAGCCGACUCUACUCGUAAAUGUGAAGUCAGACGCAUUGUGCGCACGGGAGGAAACAUUCGGGCCACUUCUGCCAAUAAUCAAGUUCGAUACUGAAGCGGACGUCAUUAAGAUGGCCAAUUCUGUGCCAGUUGGGCUCGCUGCCUAUUUUUUCACAGGAAACAUAGCACAAGCUUGGCGUGUUGCGGAAGCGAUGGAGGUUGGCAUGGUCGGUGUGAAUACUGGACUUAUCAGCGACCCAGCAACACCAUUUGGCGGUGUCAAGGAGAGCGGCCAGGGCCGCGAAGGAUCAACGCUUGGAGUGGAAGAAUAUCUCGAGACCAAGAGUAUUACGAUAAAUAUUGAUCCAUGA
This is a messenger RNA of Penicillium cosmopolitanum, 1470 nucleotides long. Its product is annotated as NAD-dependent succinate-semialdehyde dehydrogenase. Gene Ontology annotation, molecular function: succinate-semialdehyde dehydrogenase (NAD+) activity. The record is from RefSeq and is a predicted model, not a curated record. Bases 1 to 1470 code for a protein of 489 amino acids. NCBI's taxonomy places the organism in Eukaryota, Fungi, Ascomycota, Eurotiomycetes, Eurotiales, Aspergillaceae. The transcript is spliced from 5 exons.